Acanthosepion pharaonis is the source of this 606-nucleotide messenger RNA. The record is from the annotation of a GenBank genome assembly. NCBI's taxonomy places the organism in Eukaryota, Metazoa, Mollusca, Cephalopoda, Sepiida, Sepiidae.
AUGGCGGCUGUUGCAGAUGAUACACUUUCGGCGCUUAGCGUUGUUUGUUCAUAUGGUGUUAAGAGACUUCAGGUCAAUGUUGCACUUCCAGAGAAUGAGACAGAUGGGAACCUCACAUGCAGACACCUUUUUAAUGCUAUCCAGGAAGCCUCAGGAGUUCCUGUUGACAGACAGAAAUUAAUUUUCAAAGGACGAUCUCUGACAAAUUCUGAUGAGUUGCUUUCAAAUCUGAAUAUGAAAAAUGGCUGUAAACUGAUGCUGAUGGCCAAACCUAAGAAUUCUGUAAUAGAAUCACCUGACCAGAAGGCCUUGACGGAUAUUAAUAAUUAUAUUGAAAAGCAGGAAAAAAGCUUACAGGAAGUUUCACGCUAUGUAACUGGGUUGAACCAGGAAAAUGUUGAAGAUAUUGAUUGGAAGAAAAUUGCCGAUCAGUUGAAGGUUGCUGAUGAGACACUGAUGCAAAUGCUUGAGAAACUUGACGGGUUAGUUUUGUCUGCAGAAGCCACAGACUCUCGAAAUCAACGAAAAGAACUUGUUACCAAAAUUCAGACUCUUUUGAAAGAAUGUGAUAGGCUCUCUCAUCUUAAUAAGAACUCCAUGAAAUAA